Lepisosteus oculatus (spotted gar) is the source of this 2701-nucleotide messenger RNA. Its product is annotated as insulinoma-associated protein 1a. Gene Ontology annotation, biological process: regulation of cell cycle process; neuron differentiation; negative regulation of transcription by RNA polymerase II. Gene Ontology annotation, cellular component: nucleus; transcription repressor complex. Lineage: Eukaryota; Metazoa; Chordata; Actinopteri; Semionotiformes; Lepisosteidae. The record is from RefSeq and is a predicted model, not a curated record. Gene Ontology annotation, molecular function: RNA polymerase II cis-regulatory region sequence-specific DNA binding; DNA-binding transcription repressor activity, RNA polymerase II-specific.
UCGUCCUACCCUCCCACUAGCAAAUCCAUAGGGAUCUUCGUUUCCUCUGAUUGGCUGGGGAUGUGGCAACAAGGGGCGAAACAAUAGCAUCAUUCCUCCUUAAAAAGAGUGCAGCUAUGCCUUAGAGACGAAAGCAUUUCGGGAAGACAGAGAUCAAUAGCACAAAAUACGCUAAAGAAAUAAAGUUUAAAGUGCGCUCGUGAUUUCCUGAAUCUGGAUUUUAUUUAAACGCUUGAUUCAUACGCGUCUUUUUCUAAGUGCCUUUUUGUUAUCCGCCAAGAUGCCCAAAGGUUUUCUGGUCAAGAGAAACAAGAAAUCGACGCUUGUCUCCUACAGGAUUCGCAGUGAUGAAGAAGAGCAGGAUCAAAUGAAAGCCGUGCAGAAUCAAACGGAUUCAUCCCCUCCUCUUUCCGUCUCGUCCAGCCCUGACCGGGCUGCAGCCUCGCCAUGCCAUGUAGCAGAUACUCCUGUCUCGGAGCAGGAUGCUAAACCGGUCCAGUUUGGCAACCCGGAGACAGUGUACCAGGCGCUCUACAGCCCCACCCGGCCAAUCAGCAAAGAACACGACAGGAAUUUUUUCGAGAGAAGUUUCAAUCUGGGAUCCCCAAUUUCUGCCGAGUCCUUUCCGACACCAGCGGUUCUCACCACUUUAGAUCAGCUCCUAUUUGCCCCCGUGGACUUGAAGAUCGGUACGAGCAACAGCAAUCGGAGCGGAACCACCGGCUCCUUUCCCACUGCGACCCAGAGAAACGCCACUAAAAGGCCUCCCUCAGACGGCGAUCGCAAGAGUAAACCUAUAGCAAAAAAACCCAAAGCGAUCAGGAAACUGAACUUCGAAGACGAAGUCACCACCUCCCCGGUACUUGGUCUGAAAAUCAAAGAAGGGCCAGUUGACUUAAAACCAAGACAACAUUCAUCCGGAGGUAACAAACCUUUAGGGGAGUUCAUCUGCCAGCUGUGCAAGGAAGAAUACGCCGACCCGUUCUCUUUAGCGCAGCACAAGUGCUCCAGGAUUGUCAGAGUUGAAUACAGAUGCCCCGAAUGUGACAAGGUCUUCAGCUGCCCAGCGAACCUCGCUUCCCACCGGCGCUGGCACAAACCGAGACCCCAAAACGCCACCGCAACGUCAGCUCCCCAGAGCGCCAAACCCGACGUCGCCAAGGUGCCUUCUGGUGACAAGGCCGGGUCCGAAGACACGAAAGAGGCGAGGAUCGACGCGACGAGCGACAGGGACACCCCGAGCCCAGGCCUGUCGGAGUCCGGGUCGGAGGACGGCCUGUACGACUGCCACCAUUGCGGGAAAAAGUUUAAGCGCCAAGCUUACCUGAGGAAGCAUCUCCUGGGACACCAAGCCCUGAAAAAUAAAACCAGUCCAGAUCAGGGUCUUUACCCAUCAUUCCCCAACGCGGAGAACGGGGAGAAGUCGAAUCCGGUGCCCUCGUCUGACGAAAGCCAAAGCCAGGCUCCCCUGAAUCUAAGCCCCACAGUCCCGGAGUGCCACUUGUGCCCAGUAUGUGGCGAGAACUUUCCCAACAGGUCGAACCAGGAGCGCCACCUUCGUCUCUUGCAUUCGUCGCAGGUCUUCCCCUGCAAAUACUGCCCAGCCACUUUCUACAGCUCCCCCGGGCUUACGAGGCACAUCAACAAAUGCCACCCUUCAGAAAACAGGCAAGUUAUCCUCCUGCAAAUGCCUGUGCGCCCUGCGUGCUGAAAAAUAACAGAACAGUCGUCGUGCCUUUACGCGGAAGAAAAAACAACAAAAAAAAGUGGCGUCUUAAAAGAAAACACAAAACAAGCCUCCAUUCCUUAUGUUUAUGCGAACUAAUUUCAGCACAUACAGUUCUCACUGUGGAUUUAAGUACAAAAGUAAAAGGUCUGUCUUUCACACCAAUCGACGGGGGUUUAAAUCUUAUAUGGAACUAUAACUUGAAUUAUAUAUUUUCAGAUUCCUCUUAAGUUAGUUUAUUAAAUAAAGUAAAACGUUAGUUUGACUGUUAUAAGUAUUUUUAUAGGACUACUGCACAUGUUCUAUGUAUUAGCUCCUAGACCUAAGAGAGGGCUCUUCAGUAGGUAUACCUUAUCUUUAAAAUGCCUUUCAUUCACAGGCUGUAAAUUUCUCUAUCACUUUAUUAGCUUUAUUAUAGCUUGUGAAUCGGACAUGGAAAUUUAGCUUUGUCUUGGAACAAAUCAGAAGUCGGUAAACAUUCCUUUAGUGUAGCCAUAAAUGCCUUGAAUUAGAGUUCUUUUACACAUCUACAAUCUUGCUGUAUAACUGCCUUAAAAGUUAAAUGUCAUCAUUAAUGAUUGUUUUUUUUAUCUUGAAUGACGCUGGCACAUAUUUUAUUAUUAUUAUUGCAAUAUAUGUAUGUUUCUCUAUAAUUUUAUUUAUUUAUUUAAAUCGAAAUUAUUUUAUGUAAAUUAUUGUUUCGUGUGAUUCGUUAUGUGAAUUAUUCUGACAUUUUUACAUGUUUUAGCCAAAUAUUCCCUUUGUCGAAUUAAUCUGCUGAGUUUUUAUAAAUGUCGUGGAUGGUUUACAAAUUUACUACAAUCUACACAGCUCUUGUAAAACGUAUAGUUUACUUUAGAUGCAAUCUUUUCUAUACACAGCUUAUUUUCUUAAAUGUUAGCUUUUAUAUAGCGCUUCAAUCGUAUGUUUUCAACUGUGUUUGCUAUCUACUCGAAUAAAGUAUUUUCAAAACGA